AUGAAAAUUUGGUGGGCAUUUUCCGCACUUGCCAUCGCUACAGAGAAUGUUCAAGAAGAUGAAGCAGAUUCAAGAAAAGGAGCUCCAGAUCGGGGAAUGUAUAAUCAUGACAGAUUGGAUGCAAUGACUUCCAGCAUUUUCAUGAGCGGAGGAAAAAAGAAACGAGGAGGAAAGUGUAAAAACGGAGGCUGCAAGGGAGGCAAGGGUAAGCAAACCGCUGCUAACAGUCACAGAACACCAGCUGCUCCAAAGCCUACCAAGCCAAAUACGACACGAUCUCCUGCUAAGAAGCCGCCAAAGAGAGGUGGUAAAUGCAAGAACGGAGCCUGCAAAGGAGGAAAAGGGAAGAAAACAACCCCAGCUCCAAUGAAAACUACAACCACCACAAGAACCACCACCACGACAACAACUACCACUAGAAAAACACAACCGCCAAAGAAAGAAGCGCCAAGAGAACAGUUGAAAGGCAGCGGACAUAGCAACAAUCAACAAGCAGCCUACAAUUACGUCGGCACUGCUGGCCAAACCCAAGAUGUCGUCGACGGUGGUGUACCACAGUUUUUCCUCCCUGGUUCCUUGACACCCGCUGAUGUAACGAAGUGGGGCUCCGGUUGUUCCCUUCACUGUCUCCAUGGAUUUUCCGGACGAUGCCAGCUUUGUGGAUCUGCUGCUUGCCGCGUUGCUCCACACGAGUUCGAAUGCCGUCAAUAUAAGCACUGCACUUUGAACGUCAACAACGUUUGCAAACCUGGUGAAGAUUGCGACGCUGUCCGCACCAUGUGGUGGCAGACUUGCUGGACUAGUCCCUGCACUAGCCGAUGCUGGUACAAAGGAUCUGUCGGUAACCAGGAGGCUUGUGAUGAGUGCUGCGAUCUUGCCUGCAGAGAAGAUGACAAAUACAUUGGAAACAGUUGCUUCAGAUGUGCUCUUUGCAAGGACAAGUGGGGACCCCAUACUUGGGGAAAAGUCAGUCCCGAGGUCAAAUACAAUGGCCACGUUUGCUGGGGCCGAGAUAAAACGAGAGGAGCAAUCAUGCAAAAACUCAAGUACGAUCUGCCAGAAGAUGCAAGCAAGGUCAUUGCGGGCACUUUAGAACAAUCAGGUUCCUUUGCCAACUCCAAGCCAAAUGGUUACAAGCCCGGCCAGUCAUCCAAUAACAAGGGUGACGUUGGAAUCUUCACAUCGGGCGUUGGCUCAUUCGAGUUGACCAAAACACCACCAAAGAAGCUUGUGCAGGAUAAGAACAAAGAUUGCCAGAGGAUUUGCCGUGACGCGAAGCGAUCCACCACCCGCGGCGAGCCAGCUCAUGUCCAGGCGAAAGAAUGGAACCAGUGCAAAGAGUGCUACUGCUGGGAGAAUCCACAAAUGGAAAUGUGCGAAGCCAUCGAUUGCCACGUCGCUUGUUUAUCCUCCAACAUGUCAGGCGAGGGCUGUCUGACUUGCACAAGAUGCAAAACAUGUCCAGCGGUGGCGAACAAAGACAAGAACGACAACUUUGUGAACGCAGUCCAGAGCAUUUUCUCGCGAGAUCAGGCCGGUACAGCGCCGAUUGAAGAGAACAACGGGCCACUUUUGCUCGGUGAAAGAUCGACUAACAAUGAGAAUCGAGAAUCGCUAGAAAGAACUGUCAACAGUCAAUUUGGAUACAUUCAUGCUGCGUCGCGAGAAGCUACUCUGGCCAUCCAGGAGCUCGGAAUCCUCAACGUCUUCAAGCCAAAAUGUCUCGCUUGCAACAGAAUGGACGACCGACAAUCCUGCCGAGAAUCUUGCGCUGCCUACAAACGAAACCCACAGAACCAUAUUGCCGCGCACAACUGCAAGCAAGGCAAUUGUGCAGUAAUCCUUGCCAGUGCCUGCAAACAGUGCAUCAGAAAUUGUGACAACAUCAAGUCCGUUUCGCUGUCUGCAGCUGGAAACUCAAACCCUGAUAUUGCCGACACCUCAUUUGAGAACUGCUACCAUACUUUUGGAUGCGCAAGUGACUGUAAAGCUGCUCUCAAAAAGGUCAAGGGCGAUUUGGAAAGCCGAAGUGGCGGAGAACUGACGUCUAUCGAUGACCUGUCCCCUGAAGAAGCGAUCCAAUGGGCUCUCCAGCUACCCUUUGAAAGCAAAAAAGAAGCCAAGGAGAAGGGAUUCUUCGUCGACGGAACUCUUGACUACUCAAACGAUCAGCUUGAAGCUAAGACGAACCGAGGAUUCUCUUUGAUCGAAAUGAAGAAAAAUGGCUGGUGGUGGCGAGAGUAA
Molecule: messenger RNA, 2244 nt
Organism: Oikopleura dioica
Lineage: Eukaryota; Metazoa; Chordata; Appendicularia; Copelata; Oikopleuridae
Source: the annotation of a GenBank genome assembly